UAAACACGUGUGAUUAGUGAAAUCCGGCGAAAAAGUUCUAUUUUAAUCAAUUUGUGUAGGAAUUUGUAAGCUAAAAAUGACUCCCAACUUUGAAGUCAUUGUUGGGACAUACGAGCAGUUUUUACUUGGUUAUAAAAUUGAUAAUGUAGUAAAUGAAUACAGAAUGGAACAGACUUUUGCAACACACAGUCAUUUAGCAAGCAUACGGAGUGUUGCUUGUAACAAACAUUAUUUGGCUUCGGGAGGUGCAGAUGAGACAAUUUGUCUUUAUGAUAUGAGAUAUCGAAGCGAGAAUGGGAAAUUAAUGCACCAUAAUGAUUCGGUGAACUGCGUUACCUUCACACCCGAUGCUUCUCAUUUACUUACCGGCAGCAGCGAUGGAUCGAUAGGAGUCGUGCGAUGUGGAAAUUGGCAAGUGGAGAAACUUUGGCAAAAACCACACAAAGGUUUACCCAUCGAAGCUUUAGCUGUUCAUCCAUCUGGAAAAAUGGCUCUAUCAACCGGAGGCGAUGGUGUGCUCAGAACGUGGAACUUGGUCAAGGGCAAAUUAGCCUAUGCCACGAACUUGGUACCGCGGUGGAAAGCUUUUGCCAAAAAUAUCAAUAUCUUAAAAUGGAGUCCGAAUGGCGAGAAGUACUUGAUCGCUACCAACAACAAAGUGGAUGUUUACUCUGUGGAAACAGGUGGAGUCGAUGAGGAAAUUCAACUUGACUCGAAGAUUAUCUGCGUGGAAUUCCUCAAUGAUGGUCUAAUCGCUAUGGGUUUCGAGGAUGGCAAAAUCGGGUUCUACGAUCUCGAGGAGAAUUCCCAUACUCUAAAUGUUUCAGCACAUGGUGCCAGAUUGAAGUGCAUGCAACACUAUGACGAUCUCUUAGUGACUGCUUCCAGUUCUGGGGAAAUCAAACUCUGGCGCUUUACGACUGACUCGAUGACUCUCCUGAAUCGAGUCACUUGCAACUCGAGAAUUGUGUGUCUCACCCUUGCACAUCCGUGCAAAGAUCUUAAGUAUAAAAAGGAAGCAGUCGAGGUUGAAGAGGUUGUUCCAGUGAAAAGUAUAAAUAGACUGAGAAUGAGACAAGAAGUGAUCAUCGAAGACGAAGAAGAGGAAGCGUCAAAGGUGAAGCGUUUGAAGAAGUCGAGUGUAAGAGUAAAGGACACGAAUGCGGAAGAAGAUAAUGUAGUGAGCAAGAAGAAAAGGAAGAGAGUGAAUAAUUUUACCGUAGAGAAUGUUGAGAACGAAGGUGAGAAUCAUGGGAAGAAAAGAUUGUCCGAUGAUGAAGUUGAGAUCGAAAGUCCUGUGAAGAAGAAGAAGAAGAAAAAGAAAGGUGUGGUGAACAGGGAUGACUCUUCUCCAAAAAAGAGGAAAGAAUCGACCUGGACGGAAGAAAAGCAGGCGCCUGUUCACAAGAAAAUGAAGAAAGGCAAAUCUUCGAAUAAUCAAAUGAGCGAAACUGAAAUCCCUACGAUAACGACAGAAAAGAAGAGGAAAACACCACCGGAGAAUGUCAACUCUGCGCCAAAGAAGAAGAAAGCUAUGAACGUGACGAUAGAAAAUGGUAGCAACUUUUCGAAAAAGAAGAAAAAGAAAAAAAUUCCUGUUAAAUAAUGUUACAUACGUGACGGUUAAAGACUUUUAUAUUUUCAUUUAGAAGUAUAAAUAUUUACAGAGAGUAAACAUUACGUAAAUGUUAAUAAACCUUCAGUCUAAGUGCGUAUAAUAAAUUAUUUACAUUUUCUAAAAAUCAGUCUAUUUACAAAUUGACUUUCGCACGCCUUCGGUCACUUCGCGAAAGUGUUUUUACGUAUUUCGCUUGCGACUCUUCACAUGUUGAUCGUGUCUUCUUUCGAGGUUGAGCAUUUAUUUAUUCCGUUUUCGAUGAUCUUGGUCCUUUGCAUUCCGUAUUUGCGAGAAGUGAAGAAUAUUAGUAAGAUUUCUUAUUUCUCGGACGGGAAUGUGAAGUCAUCCCUCAAUUUCGAGGUUUUCUAAGUUAGUUUCAGUCAUUUUUUCACUACCAUAAAAUACAUUUGUGGGAAGGAUUCAUUGCACUCUCAGCAGGGCAUUUCCACGCUUUAGCGAAAUCUGCGUUGUUGGAUAAUGUCCCAAUUACUCGAAAAUGGUUUGGAGCGUGGACUCCUUCCACAAGCUUUGAUUUUAGUGCGCCAUGCGUGUAAUUUCCACACCAUGUCUGAAACAAAAAUUGUAUUUUAAUAUGGUGGAAAUUUUAAAAUCACGGAUGGAAAGUUCUUGUUGUAAGAUUGAUUGUUCAAAUAAAGUAAUAAUAAGAUGUUAAAUAA
Belonocnema kinseyi is the source of this 2295-nucleotide messenger RNA. RefSeq names its product p21-activated protein kinase-interacting protein 1-like. Lineage: Eukaryota; Metazoa; Arthropoda; Insecta; Hymenoptera; Cynipidae. Gene Ontology annotation, molecular function: protein binding. Bases 77 to 1606 code for a protein of 509 amino acids. The record is from RefSeq and is a predicted model, not a curated record. The transcript is spliced from 3 exons.